This is a messenger RNA of Choloepus didactylus (southern two-toed sloth), 1101 nucleotides long. It is a transcript of the gene MRPS35, whose product is annotated as mitochondrial ribosomal protein S35. Lineage: Eukaryota; Metazoa; Chordata; Mammalia; Pilosa; Megalonychidae. Gene Ontology annotation, cellular component: mitochondrial small ribosomal subunit. The record is from RefSeq and is a predicted model, not a curated record. Gene Ontology annotation, molecular function: structural constituent of ribosome. The transcript is spliced from 8 exons. Gene Ontology annotation, biological process: mitochondrial translation. Bases 1 to 984 code for a protein of 327 amino acids.
AUGGCGGCUGCCGCGCUCUCGGCUUGGCUGGUCUUGCAGCCCGGGGCCAGGACUCUGCGUGUCUUUUCCACCGCAGUAUCUCCGGCCACUCACGCGGUGAGACCAAGCUCGCAUGCAACAGAAAACACUAAAACAUCCAAAAAUGCAAGACAGAUGAAAAGGAAGGUACUCCCUCCCAGGACAGAGAAAAUGGCCGUUGACCAGGACUGGCCCAGUGUUUAUCCUGUUGCAGCACCAUUUAAACCCUCUGCUGUACCUCUUCCUGUUCGAAUGGGUUAUCCAGUAAAAAGAGGGGUACCCAUGGCAAAGGAGGGAAAUCUAGAACUUUUAAAGAUUCCUAAUUUUCUGCAUUUGACUCCCGUAGCAAUUAAAAAGCACUGUGAAGCUCUUAAAGAUUUCUGCACUGAGUGGCCAGCUGCACUAGACAGUGAUGAGAAAUGUGAGAAGCAUUUUCCAAUUGAAAUUGACACAGCUGAUUAUGUUUCAACAGGACCAUCUGUUCGAAACCCCAAAGCACGAAUAGUAACUUUAAGAGUCAAACUUUCCAGUCUGAAUUUAGAUGAUCAUGCAAAGAAGAAACUUAUUAAACUUGUAGGAGAGCGAUACUGCAAGACCACAGAUGUGCUUACCAUCAAAACAGAUAGAUGUCCUUUAAAGAGACAGAAUUAUGAUUAUGCAAUGUAUCUACUGACUGUUUUAUACCAUGAAUCUUGGAAAACUGAAGAAUGGGAGAAAAAUAAGACUGAGGCAGAUAUGGAAGAGUAUAUAUGGGAAAAUAGCUCCUCAGAAAAAAAUAUCCUGGUAACUCUUCUCCAAAUUAAAGCUGCUGACAAAAAUAUGGAUGUGAAUAAAGAAGAGCUCCUUAGUACUAAAGAAGUUGAGAAUUAUAAAAAUUCUGUUGUCAGUCUUAAGAAUGAGGGGGAAAAUGAAAAUACCAUUUCUCAGUACAAAGAAUCAGUGAAGAAACUGUUGAAUUUGGCUUGAAUAUGAAGUAGGAAAAUCAGCUUGAUUUAUUAAUUUUAUAAUGUUAUGCCUUACUUUGUUUAAUGUAUAUGUAAUCAAUAUCUAAUUUGAUAUAAAAUUAAAAAUGUUUUAAAAAUA